Molecule: messenger RNA, 867 nt
Organism: Prunus armeniaca (apricot)
Lineage: Eukaryota; Viridiplantae; Streptophyta; Magnoliopsida; Rosales; Rosaceae
Source: the annotation of a GenBank genome assembly
AUGUCUCUGUUUCUGAGUGUGUUUGUGGGUUUUGCAUUGUUGGGUCUGGUUAGCUCAGCUAAGUUUGAUGAGCUUUUCCAGCCAACCUGGGCUUUCGAUCAUUUCACCCAUGAAGGAGAGCUCCUUCACAUGAAACUUGACAACUUCUCUGGAGCUGGGUUUCAAUCCAAGAACAAGUAUUUGUUUGGCAAAGUGAGCCUUCAGAUUAAGCUUGUAGAGGGUGACUCUGCUGGAACAGUUACUGCUUUCUAUAUGUCAUCGGAUGGCCCAUCUCACAAUGAGUUUGACUUUGAGUUCCUGGGCAACACCACAGGCGAACCUUACUCAGUGCAGACCAACAUUUAUGUGAAUGGCGUCGGCAACAGGGAGCAAAGAUUGAACCUUUGGUUCGACCCCACCACGGAGUUUCACUCCUACUCUAUCUUCUGGAACCAGCGCCAAGUAGUGUUUCUAGUGGAUGAGACACCAAUUAGAGUCCACACCAACAUGGAAAACAAAGGGGUGCCCUUCCCCAAGGACCAAGCUAUGGGGGUGUACAGUUCAAUAUGGAAUGCAGAUGACUGGGCCACACAAGGUGGUAGGGUCAAGACAGAUUGGUCCCAUGCACCCUUCAUUGCAACCUACAAGGGCUUUGAAAUCAAUGCCUGUGAGUGCCCAGUUUCUCUUGCAGCAGCAGAUAACGCAAAGAAGUGCAGCAGCAGUGGGGAUCAGAAGUAUUGGUGGGAUGAGCCUACAUUGUCAGCCCUCAAUCUCCACCAGAACCACCAGCUCGUGUGGGUUAAGGCUCACCACAUGUUCUAUGACUACUGCACUGAUUCUGCUAGGUUUCCAGUGACACCUCUUGAGUGUGUUCAUCACCGCCACUAG